Lineus longissimus is the source of this 1446-nucleotide messenger RNA. RefSeq lists its product as uncharacterized. The record is from RefSeq and is a predicted model, not a curated record. The coding region runs from base 109 to 528 and encodes 139 amino acids. Gene Ontology annotation, biological process: pyruvate import into mitochondria. Gene Ontology annotation, cellular component: mitochondrial inner membrane. Gene Ontology annotation, molecular function: pyruvate transmembrane transporter activity. NCBI's taxonomy places the organism in Eukaryota, Metazoa, Nemertea, Pilidiophora, Heteronemertea, Lineidae. The transcript has 5 exons.
AACAACUAUUGGAUUGACCCAGAAAAUAUUUUGGGGCCACAAAAAGUCAAAAAGUGUCAAGCUGGGAGUGUCUCUGAAUAGCCAAAUAACUUUAUAUUUCCUUAAGCAAUGGCAGCAUUAUACAGAGGCAUAAUCAGGGCUGCUGAUAAAUUCGUCCCUGCCAAGUUGCAACCGUUCUGGAACCAUCCAGCAGGUCCAAAGACAGUUUUCUUUUGGGCACCUACUUUUAAAUGGGGUCUUGUGAUCGCUGGUAUUGCUGAUUUAAAGCGUCCUGCAGAUAAGCUCAGUGUGACACAGACAGUAGCAUUGGCUGCUACAGGGUGUAUAUGGUCAAGGUACUCUAUGGUUAUUAUCCCCAAGAACUGGAAUCUAUUUAGUGUCAAUAUAUUUCUUGGAGCAACAGGACUUUGGCAACUAUCAAGAAUAUUUGAGUACCGACGACAGAUCCGACAUAAAGAGAUUAAACUAAUCGAAGUGCCGCAGAGUGCCAUCGAAGGAGAAUCUAAGGAGGAAGAAGAGGAAAAAUAGAGACCAGAAACAUUAAAUUUUCUCUUAUGGUUGUGGAUAUCUCACAUACUAAGAUAUGUGAGAUAUCAUAUGAGCUGAAGUUCACAAAUGUUUUUACACUUAAAAGUGGUUUGUACUUGAAUUGAAGGCUGUUUUAAUAGGGGGUGAACUGAUAAUAUACAUGUAGGUGUAGGUCUUGGCCGGAAAUGAAACGAUUAGAUGCUGCAGAAUAAGUUGGUUACACUACAGCUCAACAUCUAAUCGUUGUAAAUUCUAUGUAAUGCUAAAAGGAAAGAAAUUUUCUUAGUAAUGUUAAUGGUUUACAUUUGUGCAAUUAAUCUAUCAGUUAAGUUGCUGGAAUUAUUUUGUUUCUUUGUAUCAGCUGGUGAUCAAGGGUAACAUGUUCUCUCGGCCAGUGUCGGCUGCUUGCACUAGGUUAAGUUGCUGUGUUUUGUUUUCAGCCUACAGUUGCCCCUGUCUGUCUGACCAGCAGUUCAGAUUGAGUGGUUGUGUUAUUUGGCAAUCUUUUCCUUACAUAGGUUUUGUCAAGUAAGGGGUAUCGGCAAAUAUCUUAAAAAUACAGGGUUAUCACAGUUAUUUAGACUCCAGUUUGUACUUACUAAAACACACUGAUCAAGCAAAUUCUAGUGAAUAUCUUUGUGAAUUGUAUAUGAUAAAUACAAGUUGUUAAUGUUGGAUCAUAUGGAGGAAGAAUGAAGUGGCGUAAUAUCAAGUCACCUUGACUCGGAUUUGAACCAAACGUCGAUGGGUUGCAUGUCCAGUGCUCUAGUGUUGAGCAAUGGAAGUUUCUUGUUUUUCUGCACCGUGUGACACCGUUGUUAGAGCUAGCCAAUAUUUUACAGGCACUGUCAAUAUUCUGAUAGCCUAUUUAUGUAAAUUUCAUUUUAAUAAAUGUAGUAAUAUUUGAUUGAUAUUUAA